Molecule: messenger RNA, 1214 nt
Organism: Syzygium oleosum
Lineage: Eukaryota; Viridiplantae; Streptophyta; Magnoliopsida; Myrtales; Myrtaceae
Product: GDSL esterase/lipase At3g27950-like
Exons: 5
Coding region: 1-1122 (373 amino acids)
Molecular function (GO): hydrolase activity, acting on ester bonds
Source: RefSeq, a predicted model, not a curated record
AUGGCAUUAGUAAAAAUUUCCAGCAUUUUGGGACUGCUGGUUUCAGGAUUGGCAAUGACCCAAAGAAGCUUGGUGGCUGGCAGUUCAUCUAGCUGCAACUUUCCUGCUAUCUACAACUUCGGGGAUUCAAACUCGGACAACACAGGCCGCUCCGCUGCACUUACACAAAUUCCACCUCCCUACGGCAAAACAAACCUGGGCAGUCCUCCCAAGAGAUUUUCCAAUGGGCAUGUCAUCCUCGAUUUCAUAACUGAAAAACUAGGACUGCCAUACGUGAGUGCAUACUUGGACUCCAUAGGAACAAACUUCAGACGCGGUGCUAACUUCGCCACCGGAGGCUCUUCCAUUCUACCUGGUCCUUUCAGCCCUUUUGAUCUGGGGAUUCAAGUCUCCCAAUUCAAACAGUUCAAAUCACGCACAACGGAACUCUAUAAUCAGGGACUAUCGAACUGCAGCAGCAUGUCCCUUCCGCAUCCUGAUGAUUUCUCAAAGGCCCUCUACACAUUUGAUAUAGGACAGAACGAUCUUACAUUUGGCUUUCAGAACAUGACAGUAGAUCAAAUAGUCGCUGCAAUUCCUGGCAUCCUCAACGGAUUCGAUGCAGCAAUACAACAACUCUAUGGCGAAGGAGCAAGAGCUUUCUGGAUACAUAACACCGGUCCAAUUGGAUGUUUGCCUUUCAUGGCUCUGCCAUUUAAAUUUAGAAAUGGCACCCUUGACCAGAAUGGCUGCUACGCUUAUCAAAACAAUGUAGUUCAAGAAUUCAAUCAGCAGCUUAAAGAAAGGGUGGACCAGCUAAGAAACAAUCUCUCCAUAGCUGCGUUCACAUACAUCGACGUAUAUUCAGCCAAGCUAUUGCUGAUAAGUGAUGCUAAAAAUCAAGGUUUUGUUGAUCCACUGAACUACUGCUGUGGUACCUUCGUGCCAACAUUCGUGAUGUGUGGACUGCCAGCACAAGUAAAUGGAACCACCAUUCAUGGAGAUGCUUGUGGCGACCCUCAGGAUCGAAUUAGCUGGGAUGGCAUACAUUUCACGGAUGCAGCCAAUUCGUGGAUUGCUUCACGCAUCCUCACUGGUUCCAUGUCCGACCCACCUGCACCAAUCUCCAGUGCUUGUCCAUAAUAUACAGCAUCAAGAUUGAAGACGUCAUUUCCAAAAGAAGCAAAGAAAAGAGCGCGAACAUCUUGCUUUUCCUUUUCUACUUUCUGGUCAUU